Hyla sarda is the source of this 2915-nucleotide messenger RNA. RefSeq names its product sarcoglycan zeta (gene SGCZ). The coding region runs from base 1468 to 2364 and encodes 298 amino acids. Lineage: Eukaryota; Metazoa; Chordata; Amphibia; Anura; Hylidae. The record is from RefSeq and is a predicted model, not a curated record. Gene Ontology annotation, biological process: cardiac muscle tissue development; heart contraction. Gene Ontology annotation, cellular component: sarcolemma; sarcoglycan complex. The transcript is spliced from 12 exons.
UCUUACUUGGAAAGCAUUGAAAGAACCCUCUGUGUUUCUCAUUAGAAGACUGUGCUGUAUUGCAGUGGAGGAGAUAGCAGGCAGCACAGUCAGUAUACAUCAGCUCAUGCCUCCACUUCUGCAGAAACUCUUUGACAUGCAGGCUGGAGGAAGGAAUCUGCUUCUUCUCUAUACAGCCUGCUGGUACUGCAGCAAUACAUGGACGCCCAGUGAGGAAGGAUGCUAGAAAACGCAUAAAACAUCUCCCAUCUGGAUGCAUCCUGUGAGCUCCUGCUGCCUCCAAGAAAGCAGGAAGAGCACACAUCACCACAACAGCAGCCAACUUGCAGAAUUGCAUAGACCCUGUCACUGCCAGCUAAUGUGAAUGUGAAAAAAGCAAAGCAGCACUAAGACCCAGCAGGCAUGGGAAAGGAAGCAGCAUUGCUCUUGACAGAGAAGAGAAAUCCCUUCAGUGCUGGCCCAGAGAAGAGAGUAGAGAAGUCAGUCACCUGCUGGUGAAGGACAGUAACACAGCACAAGCAAGAGAAGCAAAUCUCUGUCCCUCUCUCUCAUCUUCAGAAGAGCCUCCUUAGAUUCUCUGCUCUGUCUUGACAUAACACCCUUCCAGAGGAGCAAAGCCCUCAUGGUUUUGGAGACAACAGCAUAUUUUGGAGGAGGACACCUGAAAGUGUCAUCUGCUGUGGUCAUUCCAGCUAAGUCUUAGGAGAAAGCUGGGUUGUUCUGCAAUUGAUCAUCAUUCAUGUGGCUUUGCCUGACCAAGGAAUGGUUUCAUGACAUCUCCUGCUUCCUAGUUUGAACACAUUUCUUUGCAUUCUGCCGCAUGAUGUCCAAGGAAGCAGCUUCUUAGGAUGCAGCAAUCCUCUGCUUUGUAGCAGAAAGGAUAUAAAUAGUCAGAUCAGAGAAUUGCUAUUUAUCUCCAACACACAUCACAGGGGGUCUCUGUCUGUCCACGAUCACCUGUCGCUUACCAGCCAGAAGCUGAGUGAAUUGGUUUAUUGUCUAGAUCAUCCAUACUCCUGGUCCAUAAGGAGAUCAUGAAAGAAAUCACAGCCAGGGUCUGGAGGACCAGGACGACUUUCUGAGUCUACAUUUGUUAUCCAACUUUCCUGAUGCACGGAUAAAGUCCCUAGGAAAAGAAGGCUGUUAUUAUGUAUUCAGGGACUCAGUGACUCAGAACCUUUGGACUGGUGAUCCUGGGGAUGAAACUAUACAUCCAUGGUGGGUGGUGGCUGAAGCAUAUUUUGAAGACAAAGUACGUUGGGGGGAUAUCUGAGCCAUUACCAAUGUACUGAGGACACUGCAAAGAACCAUCUGCGCUCCAUGUCAAGGAACCAGUAAAGAUGAAAAUUGGGAAUGUUAAAAUAAUUCCUUGCCUACCAAUCUCAUUAGAUAAGUAUAUAACAAGCUUCCAAUCUCGAAUCUGCCAAAGCACCUGUGAAAAAGAAAGCUGUGAUUUUAAUUCAAGAUAUGACACGAGAACAGUACAUUUUGGCCACACAACAAAAUAAUCUACGGACAGAAAACACACAGUUUUACCCAGUUGGAAUUUAUGGAUGGCGAAAGAGGUGCUUGUACUUCUUUGUGCUUCUACUGUUGGUUACCAUGAUUGUUAACUUAGCCAUGACAAUAUGGAUUUUGAAGGUUAUGAAUUUUACAGUGGAUGGCAUGGGAAAUUUAAGAAUUACCAAGAAAGGAAUAAGGCUCGAAGGUGUAUCUGAAUUUCUUCUUCCAUUAUAUGUGAAAGAAAUACAGUCUAGAAAGGAUAGCCCACUGGUGUUACAGUCACAUAGGAAUGUAACAGUGAAUGCAAGAAACCAGAACGGCCAUCUAACAGGGCAAAUGAUAGUAGGUGCAGAUGCUGUGGAAGCACAGUGUAAAAGAUUUGAAGUAAAGUCAAAUGAGGACGGGAAGACGCUGUUCUCAGCUGACGAGGAGGAAAUCACUAUUGGUGCUGAUAGACUCAGAGUCACAGGAACAGAGGGUGCUGUAUUUGGCCAUUCAGUGGAAACACCACAUAUACGAGCAGGACCCUCUCAAGACCUCAGACUUGAAUCUCCAACAAGAUCAUUAACAAUGGAAGCACCAAAAGGAGUGCAGAUAAGUGCUGUAGCAGGAGAAUUUAGAGCCAGCUGUAGAAAAGAGCUCCAUUUACAGUCCACAGAUGGAGAGAUAUUUUUAGAUGCAGACAGCAUCAGACUAGCAAAUUUACCGCAAGGUUCUUUCUCACCUUCUGCUUCAAGCUCAGUAGGCCCCCGACAGACUGUCUAUGAGCUCUGUGUUUGCCCUAAUGGCAAACUCUACCUUUCUCCUGCAGGAGCUAGUUCCACAUGUCAAUCCAGUAGCAACAUAUGUUUGUGGAGCUGAAGGAACUUUGUGUUUUCUCACACCAGAAUAGCCUUUUGCUACUUCACAUUUGCUUCACGGUACUGCCCAGAUAUCGUUGUGGUAUAAUGAACAGUUUAAUGGCCUGCCGAGCAUCUUCCAGGGUAUGAGGGAAUACAAUACUGCCUUGAAGUUCUUAUGUGACUUUUGAAAUAAUCCUGCAUAAAGGUGGACAUGAAAAAUUCAGACCUGGGUGGUCACCGUCCUAGUGUUAUCUACACAGAGAAUUACGAGGGUGCCUUUUCUAUAUAAAGUGAAGCACGUCUCUGUCUUGCAGGAAUCUGGAAAAAAAAGAACUCUACACCUCAUAUGCAAGCUAAUUGCUGGACAUUUACUUGGAAAAACAAUACAAUCCCAUGUAAAAAAAAAUAUAUAAAUAAAAAAAAGACUGUACCGUUUUAAAGCACAAUUUUCCAUUCAAUAUUUUUGGAUGUAUACUUUUAUCCCACAAAAGAAAUAAAUAUUAAAGUAUGAUGUGAUAUUGCCUUUACUAAACGAUUAAAAUGAAAAUAUUGUUUUUAAAAAGAAAAAUA